GUUGUCUGCAAUAGAUUGUCGGGCAGCUCUACGCAGCCGCAGUUUUGACUCCGCCCACACUGCCAGAGCAGUUCGGCGGUUGGUGCUGCCGGAUAAAGCCUGUGUGUGGGCCUGAGCAGAUUAAGCGAUAGGAUGUCCAACACCAGGAAGCGGAAAAGGACGACUGGAAUGGUGGAGCGAUUCUUAUUUUUGAGUGGUGAUCAGGAUGUGGAGGCAACCUGCAAGAGAGCAAGUACUCUUGCUAAGAAAUUUACACCUUCAGUUGCAAAAUCAUGGAAUCAGUGUGGCAAAGGUUUUCAAGCAGUUUCAUCAAUGGAAGGUAGCAAGUCUAUGGGAGAAGAGAAAACGGUAGUCCGUAGUCUCACAUCUGUACUUCAUUCUGACAGAGCAGAUCCUGGCAGUCAGAGCUCUGAGGAAAUUGCAGAAAUCACAUGGAGCUCCAGUGACAGUGAUUUGUCAGGUGGAGAGUUACUGAUGAAUAAUUCGAGAUGUUUGAAGGAAAGAAGAUCUGUCCUAAAAGGCCAAAGUACAGAGAACUCAUAUCAUAAAUACAUCUGCAUGAUUAAUUCAUUAGCAGACAGCCAGUCCAGUGAAGAAGAUAUACCUGCUAUUGACUGGGACAGUUUGAGUGACAAGGAUGCAACUUCUGACGAAAUAGAGUGCUUGGUUGAUCCCAACUGUAUUGAUUCAGAUACAUCAAGUAGCCAUAAUGGGGGCAACAGAAAUUAUGUAAUUCAGCAGUCUGAAUCAUUAAUGACGGCAGAAGAUAUUCUGGAGUUUUCAUCUGAUAAUGAAAGCACAAAAGAACGUGAGUGGUGCACAAAGUCCAUUCCAUCUACUUCUGCAUCACCACCUAUACCUAAUUGUGGAUCAGAACAUGGCAGGACCAUGCGAUCAGCAAGCAACUGGUUGAGAAGUGCACAAGCAUUUCUACAGACGCCUGACAAGCAAAAGAGAAAACAAUUCAAAACUCCAGAAGAUUCUGCCAAAAAAAGAAAGAAAUUUAUGAGGGGAGGGCUAGCAGAGAGAUUAAAUAGGCUACAGUGCCGAGAAAGGUCUGCCAUCAACUUUUGGAAGCAUCAGUCUCUAGCUGAUUUACAAACUCAUACAGGUAGGCAAGAUGAUAUUUUGAUGGUGAAAGUUUUGGAUUUGCAUGAAGAAUGUUCAAUGUUUAUAGCUUUGUGUCAGCCAUUGAGGGGAACAUCCACAGACCAUGCUAUUGAAAAUGAUGCAUGCUCCAGUAAAACACCACUAAAGGUUUUAUUCACAAGCGAAACAGCAUUACACCUUGGGAUCUGUGCAGGUGAUUCUGUUCACAUCUAUCCACCAUGUUUUCUGUGGAUGGAAAUUCUUAACUCAUUGAUGGUUUCACUGCUUCUGUACAGCGAUAUUGGCAUCACAGUCAUUUUAGCAUUAGGAAAGGUGAAAUCCAUGUCACAGAGAUCAUUGAAUUUUUGCGGGCUGGUUCCUUUGAGGCAAAAACUUGAUAUCCAGGAUGGAAACACUUGUGCUAUUUUAUGCACUUACUUCAGUCAGAAAAUGAUUACUGGAACAAAGUCUGAUUAUUGCUGUCCGGGAAAAUCAGUGGUGUUCAGGAAAGCUCCAAUGUCUUUAAGUGUGAAAUUUAACCUUACUGAUUCAAGAGAAAAAUGUUAUUCCGUUGAUCAGGAUACAACAAUCAGGAAUGUCGGAAGUCUAUUCCCGAUUCCACAGGAGGAGGUAAUGAAAGUGUUGGACUUUAAGCAUCAUUUGUCAACUGUCAAUGUAUGUGACUCACUUCUCGAAGUAAUUGAAAGCCAGGGAGCAGCAGGAUGGGCAAAACAAAACUUGAAAGUUGUUAUUCAGAGAGUGUACUGUCUUCCUAUUAAAGAGGUUCUUCACAAUCAAUUGGUCAGAAACAACCAACAAGAUCAUCCUCUACCUUCAAAUGUAGGUCAACAAAAUGCAAGGUUAUGUUUUCUAGUGCAAGAUAUGUAUGGUUUAUUUGGUGAAGUUCAUCAUCAUACAUUCUGCUCAUUGGAAGAGGACAUGCAGAUUCAAAGUGCCUGCUGGGAAGGAAAGGAAUGCUAUCUAACGGGAAUGAAGGUUCUACAGAGAACAACAAGAGGGAGGUCUUUAGGACUGUUCAGUCUGAUUGAUAGUCUUUGGCCUCCACUGAUUUCUCCAAAGGUCCAUGGCCAAAGCCAAGGCAGCCAAGAGUCCAUAGAUUUGAUUACUGAUGUGCAGUUGCCUGCUCCAAGUUUUUGCUAUGUCCUUGCACCUCUUCCAGGAGAGGGGGGAAUAAAGGUGCUUCAAAAUGAAAAUGUCUCUGACCUCUACCGGCCAUCAGCAUCGCACAAUUUAAAGCAUAUUCUUCAGCAUGUUCCUGAACAACAUCGAUGUAGUUUCAGUGCAGAAGUCAUUUACACCAGAUUCCAGGAUCAAACUGCCUACCACCAAAAAAGUAAGGACUUUUGGCUGUUUGUGAUUGAUUCAUCACUGCAGUCUGCAGGUCAUGAUUCCGGAGUACCUAAAACACUCUCAGUCUAUGUUACAUCAAGCUGCAUUCUCGGUCUUGAAGUUAUUAAAUCACUGAAUGAUGAAACAUCCAGCAACAUUUUCUUCAAGGAUGCCAUAAUCGAGAAAGGCUUUAUUGUGUGUGCUGAAGGUACCAUACUUUCAGUCAACAAAUUGGUGUUGCAAAGUGAUGAAAAUGAGAGAAUUUCUUCAUUGACUGGAAACAUUGUCCUCAAUGAACUCAAUGCUUUGACCAAAGUAAAUUCUUUAUGUACAGUCCAAGGAAAUGUGGUUGGUGUUGAUGAGGCUAAUGCUUUUUCGUGGAUAGCUUGCAAUAGAUGUGGAAAUGGAAAACUGGAAAAGAAACAUGGAGAAAGUGAAUCAUUUUACUGCUGUCUAUGUGCCCAGUCUGUGAUGACACCGUUUACAAAAAUGCAAUUGGAAGUAUUUCUGCAGUAUCCAGACCUACCCCAUAGUACCAUAAAAAUCAAGCUUCUAGAACCAAGUAUUUCAUCUCUUCUGCUGCAUUCAUCCAGUGAUGAAGGGGGCUAUGAGGUAGACGGUGUACUUGGCCAGGAGUUGGGACCUCUCAGCUGCUACGUCCGCUCUGUAACACAUCAGCCAGCAAGCUGGAUUGGAUUAGAGGAAGUUAGUUUGCUAUACACUCAGUGAAAAUGAAAUUCUUGGUCAUCAGCAUUUGUUGUGUAUUGGUAGCUACAACUGCAUUUCUUAAAGUUUCUGAUGUGAAGAUCUAUUUCAUUAAAUAUUUAUAAAUGAUGCAUUGUAAAUAAAA
Chiloscyllium plagiosum (whitespotted bambooshark) is the source of this 3289-nucleotide messenger RNA. It is a transcript of the gene spidr, whose product is annotated as scaffold protein involved in DNA repair. NCBI's taxonomy places the organism in Eukaryota, Metazoa, Chordata, Chondrichthyes, Orectolobiformes, Hemiscylliidae. Gene Ontology annotation, cellular component: nuclear chromosome; nucleoplasm. The record is from RefSeq and is a predicted model, not a curated record. Gene Ontology annotation, biological process: regulation of establishment of protein localization to chromosome; double-strand break repair via homologous recombination.